Molecule: messenger RNA, 1848 nt
Organism: Pseudovirgaria hyperparasitica
Lineage: Eukaryota; Fungi; Ascomycota; Dothideomycetes; Acrospermales; Acrospermaceae
Exons: 2
Coding region: 354-1748 (464 amino acids)
Molecular function (GO): protein binding
Source: RefSeq, a predicted model, not a curated record
UCCACGGCUCUCAUUUAGCUGUGUCAAACCGUGAGGGCAUCAAUUGAAGCCUCGCGCUUCGAGAUUUGUUCUCUGCGGAGAUCUGUUGGCAACAUGCCUCCCUUACGCGCCUGCUAUAAGAGACUGGCAGUUCCACGAACUCAAGGGGCGUCCACACGCUCGUAUCGCACCUCCGAACCUCGACAUUUCGCAAACAACCGACCGCAUCUUCUUUUCAUAUCUCGAGGCAGCAGGCCACGGCCUCAAUUGUCAUUUCUACACCCCAGUACCUUCGGCAGACCUGGUGAUAAAGGCCGAUUGAUGUCCACAGAGGACAGAGCAUACUGGUGGUUCGUGGGAAAAUUGUCAUUGAAAUGGCAGAACAUAAAUAUCCAACACCUCUAGAAUGGUAUUACUUUAUGAGAAAGCACUAUCGAGCCGCGAAAAGCUUCGAGGAUCCUGCAAGGAGCGGGCUGGGCCAGCCAGACUGGGUGAAAGCUGGAAGACAUUGGAAUCUUGCUAUGGCUGGCUGUGAAUGUACAAACUAUGACGGUGUUGAGGGUGGCCCUGAUAAUCCCAAGCACAACGGAACAUGGAUACAAGGUUUUGACGUGCGACAUAAAAGCGAACAGUGGCGACGGGCAUACUUCGAGGUUUUGAUGGGAAGUGCGCGAGCGGCAGAGCAUCUUGAGGGCUGGGUCUAUGAUACAAGGAAUAUGGUGGCAUGGUCAGGAGAUCAGAUUAUCGGUCCAUCGAAUCCCAAUAGGAAACCAACGGCACCUACUGGCGUCGAGCCACCACGCGAGGAGUUCUGCAGACCAGUACCGUACUGGAGACCUGCUGAUAUAUACUACAACAAAAUUGCGACCAUGGUAGGCUUCACUUCUAGCCAGAAUCUUCAGGGUGCAAUCGGGUGCGGCGACUGGGCUCUAGCCCAUUCCCAGCCAGACGUCGCAUACGAGAAGUACAAGCAGGCCUUCGACAUAGCUACAAAAAACAUACCAAAUGCAUCGACCAUUGUCGACACCUCAACAGGCAUCAUUCAAACCCCAAGUUCAGCCACCGCAAACAUCAUCCAAGCCUCUACAUCCAUGGCAACCUACUACGCCCAAACAAACAACUACGCCAACGCUCUCCCAGCCUACCUCUCCGUCCUUCGCGCCCGCCGCGCAGCACCCACAAACCCACCGAAAACCGCCCCAAAACGCAAUAAAACCAUCUUCGACCCCCUAAAGAUGCUCUUCAUCCCCCCUGAAUUCCCACCCGUCCCGCCAACCGGCGACGAGCCUUUCGCCCGCAGCGCCGAAGACGACUGCGAAGACGCCGUGCUCAUGACCUACAUAGGCGAGAUCCUGUACGCAAUCAACGACCACGACAGCGGCUUGCGCUGGACGCGCGACGCCAUCGCCCAAGCCGAAGAAUGCGCUCGCGACGGCCGCCUGCCGCGCAAAGUGCAGAACAAGGGCCUGGAGUGUGCGCAAAUAGGCCUGCGCAAUAUGAAACUGAUGGUUGCCGAGAUGGCCGAGGACGACGUGCAGAGCGCGGAGCGUAGGGCGCAGAGUUGGCGGCCUCGGUGGCUGGGAGGCGGUAAUCGCGCCGGCGAGGACGCGCAGAGCAAGACGGUGAUGUGGACGAAGGAGCUGGAAGAUUUGGACGAGAGAAGUGAGAAGUGGCGGGAAGAGGCGCUGAGGAGGCUGGUGUUUGAGAGUAAGGACGAGACGUUCAAUCCGAUCAAGUGGCUGAUGGAGAAUUGGAAGCGGCAUGGCUGAGCUGGGGGCUAUGUGCGACUGUAUAUACUAGAUGUCCAGGUGCACUUCUGACGAAUGUACUAUAUUAUAUGUAUAUGCCCCUGCUGAACGAGAUAUCUUC